Molecule: messenger RNA, 1515 nt
Organism: Silurus meridionalis
Lineage: Eukaryota; Metazoa; Chordata; Actinopteri; Siluriformes; Siluridae
Product: endonuclease V-like
Exons: 9
Coding region: 1-873 (290 amino acids)
Biological process (GO): DNA repair
Cellular component (GO): nucleolus; cytoplasm
Molecular function (GO): single-stranded RNA binding; RNA endonuclease activity producing 5'-phosphomonoesters, hydrolytic mechanism
Source: RefSeq, a predicted model, not a curated record
AUGGCGCUCGCUGAGCUGCCGAGCGAUAGCUCCUUAGCCACGCCCCACAGACCGCUCCUCCUAGUGGGUGACGUCAUAACCCGGAAGUGCCUGUACCCUUGUGGAGCAGGACCGGAGCGGAAUGUGGGCUCCAGGACAGAAGUGGUUCAGAAAUGGGAAAGUGAGCAGGAGAGUAUGAAGCAGCGGUUGGUGUUGGAGGACACUGAGGCGUGGCAGAAGGAGCUGAACUUCAGUGGGCUGGAGAGAGUCGGGGGAGUCGACCUGUCGUUUAUCAAAGGAGACGAACACAACGCCUGCGCUCAACUCAUCAUCCUCACCUACCCUGACCUCCAGGUGGUGUAUGAAGUUAGUGAGAUGGUGUCUCUGAGUUCUCCGUAUGUUUCAGGGUUUUUGGCCUUCAGAGAAGCUCCACCACUUUUACAGCUUCUCCAAACACUUGAGAGAGAACAACCUGAACUAAUGCCCCAGGUGGUGUUUGUGGAUGGGAACGGCCUGUUUCACUACAGAGAGUUCGGCUUGGCGUGUCACCUCGGCGUGCUGUUAGAUCUGCCCUGUGUGGGCGUGGCUAAGAACCUGCUCCAGGUUCAGGGUGUGGUCAAGAAUGAUGAGCAUCAGUCACAAAUUAGCACUCUGACUAAAUCAGGUCACACUUUCCCACUGGUCACUGAUUCUGGGAAAAUACUGGGACAGGCUCUGCGCAGUUCAGACCGCAGCACUAAACCAAUCUACGUGUCGGUGGGUCAUCGGAUAAGCCUGGACACAGCCGUCCGUCUCACACACUCCUGCUGUCGCUACCGUGUUCCUGAACCCACACGACAGGCAGAUCUACACUCGAGGGAAUACCUGCGAACACACUUUACCCCACCGAGCUGAACACACACACACACACACACAAAGUUGAGUGCAAAACCAUCUGUUCUGUCUGAGUCUCAUGUUUGUGGUAGAAAAACAGCUCAGUGUGUAACAAUGCUCAUCUAUCUUUUGCACACACACACACACACACACACACACACACACACUGUGUACUACUCUGAUAAGGAAGGAUUGAUGUGAUGCUCACACACACACAGUGUGGAGUAAAAACAUUUAGCCUCAUGCACACACUAGAAUACAGACACACACACACACACUCACACAUCUCUAAAGUGUGUGUCAUUUUUUACUUUUUCAACAAACUUUUUACUGUAAUACAAUAGAACCAAUAAUAAAACACUCACACAGACACACACCACUAACACACACCAACUCACAUGCACACACCAGCACACACACACACCAUCAAAACAAAGCAACACACGCUUUAUAAAAGCCAUCAACACACACACGCAACCAACACACACACACCCACACCAUCAGCACACAAUUAUUCAACACACACCUAUUCUCCCAGUAGGGGGCGCCACAGCGGAUCAUCUGUCUCCAGACCCCCCUGUCCUCUACAUUUGCCUCUUUCACAGCAACUACCUGCAUGUCUUCCUUCACCACAUCCAUAAACCUCCUCCUUGUUCUUCCUCU